Molecule: messenger RNA, 1555 nt
Organism: Myotis lucifugus (little brown bat)
Lineage: Eukaryota; Metazoa; Chordata; Mammalia; Chiroptera; Vespertilionidae
Gene: MAMSTR
Product: MEF2 activating motif and SAP domain containing transcriptional regulator
Exons: 8
Coding region: 1-1272 (423 amino acids)
Biological process (GO): regulation of transcription by RNA polymerase II
Cellular component (GO): nucleus
Molecular function (GO): transcription coregulator activity
Source: RefSeq, a predicted model, not a curated record
AUGGCACCAGGGCCCUUGCCUGGGGCGCUGGGCUCCUGCCGACUCCCAGGAGCAGCAGCUCGAACCGCCUGCCAGGCCGGGCUCCUGGACACUCCCUCCCGCCUCUCUCCUCCCACUCCCUCCCUUCCCUCUACAGUCCUCCAGCUCCGGAUCCACAGACGGUAUCAGGACCCGAUCUCCGACCCAGAUCCGUGGAUCUCAGCCUCAGGCCCGGCUCUGGCCCCCAUCCCAGCCUCGCCCUCCGGCCCCGCCUCCUUCCUCUCCAGUCCUGGGGUCCUGCGCCCUGAGCCCAGACGCUGCCCUUGGAGGCCCCUGAGGAAUGUGAGUCUGCACCAGAGUGAGGGGAAGCCCCGCUGGCAGUCAGGCCUUGGUCCUCUGUCCUGCUGGCCUCUGCCCCUCGCUGGUGGUGUCAAGCUGACCCUCUACUUCACGUGGGGCUGGGCGGGGAAGGAGGAACAGGGCUGCGUAAGCUCCCGCCACUUGAAGAGAACCCUUAGCCGCUUUCUAAGUGUACGAUCCGUGGGCGGAUUAGUCUCGGAGCUCCGGCAGCAGCUGCGCCUGCGGGGCCUCCCGGUGUCGGGGACCAAGUCGACGCUCCUGGAGCGCAUGCGCGGAGGCGCCCCAUCCCGCGAGCGGCCGAAGUCGCGGCGCGAGGAAGGUCCCGCGGGCGCGCCCUGGCCACGCCUCAGGCCCAAGGCCCUCGCAGCCGCCCGACGUCACGGCUCGUCCAAGCCCCGCCCAGCAUCUCCCCCGCCGCCGCCUCUUUCUCGUGCCGUGGGAACCCACGUGCCCGCUCCCGCUCCGGCUCCGGCUCCGGCUCCGGCUCCGGCUCCGGCUGCAGAACCGACCCCUUCCUCAGCUCCAGCCGCAGCACCAGCCGCAGCAGCCCCGACUCUGGAGCAGGAGCUGCAGGAAGCGAUUCGGAGGGCGCAGUUGCUUCCGAACCGGGGCAUCGAUGACAUCCUGGAGGGUCAGGACGAGCCUGCUGACCUGCUGCCCCCUAUCCCCUUGGACUUCCCUGGCUCCUUCGACGUGCUGUCCCCUUCCCCAGACUCUGAAGGCCUCUCCUCUGUCUUCUCUUCCUCGCUCCCGUCCCCCACAAACUCCCCAUCCGCCUCUCCCAGGGGCCCCACGGACUCCUUGGACUGGCUGGAAGCUCUGAGCGGGGGUCCUCCGCUGGGCUGCGGCCCCCCGGCCCCCAGCAUCUUCUCUGCUGAUUUAUCGGACUCCGGUGGCCCGCGGCUGUGGGACCUGCUGGAGGGUCCAUGGUGAUGGAUUCUAGGGUUUCAAGGGACGGAGAACCGGUAGGGACGGGGAGUCACAGAGACAGACUCCCUGAGGGAGGGGUUGGAACAACUGGGAGAGCCCCCUCCCACCACAGACCCAGAAUCAGAAGCAACUCUCAUCUCACCUGGGCCCCUAAACUGCUGCUGGACACGCCAACCACCUGACUGUUCCUGCCUGACCUCCUAGGCUCGCCUCCAGGGCUGUGUGCUGGGGGCGGGAGCCUCAUUUGCUGCUGGCCGGGCAAACAAGCUGCUUGCUGCUUCCCGCA